Molecule: messenger RNA, 570 nt
Organism: Emiliania huxleyi CCMP1516
Lineage: Eukaryota; Haptophyta; Isochrysidales; Noelaerhabdaceae
Exons: 1
Coding region: 20-349 (109 amino acids)
Source: RefSeq, a predicted model, not a curated record
CCCUACCCCUCUCCUUGUCAUGCUCACGGCGCCGCCCGUCGUGCAGAAGCGCAGGCUUGCUAGCAUGCUCCCUCUUCUGCUGCUCGCCGUCAUCGCUGUGCUCCUCCCUGGCGGCGCGGCUGUCGGUCUACGCAGGUCUUUGAUGGGCGACUACCACGUGAUUGCGGAGCGGAAGUCAGACUCGCCUCCGCCGCCGCUGCCGCCGCCGCCGCCCUCGCCGCUGCCGCCGCCGCCGCCGCCGCUGCCGCCGUCCCCGCCGCCGCCAGCUUCGCCGCCAGAGCACCGAGUAUUCUCCUUCCAGCUGCCGGGAGAUGUUAGUGUGAGCGUGGACGCAGGGCCAAAGGCCUGACGUGCACCUCUCCGCCUCACCUAUCGGUACGGCAGCGACUUUUGGCCACGAGAUCAUCGAGAGGGUUGUGUGUCGAGAUGUGUGUGCGCGCGGCAGUGCGCGCCAGCGGGCCGCGGGUACAAGAUCGACGUGUGGAGAGACGGAAACCGAGUCGAACCGAGGCCAUUCCGCUUGUGUAGUCUAGCCAAAAGGUAUGUCCCAAACCUACCCAUGACUGAUUC